Molecule: messenger RNA, 1933 nt
Organism: Macrobrachium nipponense
Lineage: Eukaryota; Metazoa; Arthropoda; Malacostraca; Decapoda; Palaemonidae
Exons: 5
Coding region: 1-1566 (521 amino acids)
Source: RefSeq, a predicted model, not a curated record
AUGGAAUCCGUCUCGCUCAAGUCGGGAUGGUUCUCCGUGAAGUGUGCUCGUGUUCGUAAGGUCGAAAGUCUCGGGCGAUCCUACGUCGAUUUCGCCGUUCGUGAACGUCCGUGGAAUCUCGCACAGGGACACCUGUGGAACAAGUUGAGGGGAGAUGGCCUGGCCAUUCCUCACUCGUGCCCCACGGGCAGUGGACUAGUAUCUUUGGACACACAACCGAUUGAUGCGGUAGAUUCCUGUAGCGACACCAGUGAGAUCUGCUCUGAAGUACCAGACGUCAAGCACUCUGGAGGGAUUCCGGGAAAAGAGUGGUCUUCGUCCUCAUCCUCCGGGUAUCACAGUGGCAUCGGCACGUCCGAGGUCAGUCACGGCGACCAUCUGGGCUUCGAUAACUCACUGACUAGCGACGAGGCCACUGACGAAGAUGACGACGACGACAGCGACUGGGGAGAGGACGAGUGGCCCGUCGAUAGGGCCCUGCCCUUGCCCGAGUGGGGAUGCGAGAGACCGGAACUCAACUUCGGGAGUCUCCAUCUGUACUACCAGUUCUUGAGUCACGUCGGGAGUCACUUGGAGAGAGCUUUGGCGACCCAGUGCUACGACACCCUGUCGAAUUUCAUUGCGUUUGGGAAAGAGUACCAGAACCUAAGAGGAGAAUAUCCGGCCCUGGAAGAGUUUUAUCGUGAUUAUGAUCCACCUUUAUUGCCUGGAAGGUAUACCUGUGUUGGUCUGUCCUGUGAUCUAGCCACUACACUGUCCACGCUGGAAGUGCAGUACCCAGGUCUGAAAGAUGCUGUUUAUCAGGUAUCAUGUGAAGAGGAAAUUGACAACGUCGACUGGUACUGCUCCAACGGCGUGCCACCAGUAACGACCUGCGAGAAAGAACACGUCCUAAUCUGUAUUCGAAUCCGUAUCCACGGCCGCGCAGGCGUAGUAUUAUUGGACCCAGGCUACCACAUAGGAGAGGCCAUCACCGUGAUGGAGGACGGAAUGACGCCCCAGUCGGGCAUCAUAAGGGCCAACACCACUAGGCCUAAUGUUCUUCGCAAGUACCAGUAUCAUUACCACCCGGACAACUCGUCCUUCGUGGCUUGGGAUGUGGUGGAAGAGCGAGAUGGCAAAGUCACCCACAGCCACACCAGCCUGAUUCACAUCGCGAGACCGUUCCUGUCUGGUGUAGACAUAGCCGAGAGGAGGAACUUGGUCUACCACUUCAAGACCCUGCUGGCCCGCGAGUCCUCUGGUAAACUGAAGUGUGGGUUGUACUUCCCGCUCCGUCAGUGCCACGAGACGAACGUCACGUUCUUCCACUGGGCUGAUGAUGGCCUCCGUCACACCAAAGUGCCUCUUACCUACUUCAGCGAGCAACACAACGCUCUUGCGAGCGAGGAAAGGGACAGCGAGACUGAAACGACUCUGGCAAUAGUGGCUGCAGGAACUGGCAGAAGCGUUGCUGACUUGAGACUAUCCUUGGAGAAUGUGGCAAGCCUUUGUCAGGACGCAGAAUUCAUGAGUCAGCUUGCAGAACUGGAGGAGGCUAUAGUCAGUAUCAGCAAGGACAAUUAAUGGAAGCACAAUGCGAGAAGCACCACAAUCAAAGCUGUAUUUUCUUUUAUUGUUGAUUUCAAAAGGGGGAAUGUGUUGUUGAUAUGAUGUUGUUUUCGCAAACCUUUUUGAACUUUUUAAACUUCAGUUACGUUUAUCUACUUGUAUUGGUGGGUGUAGAAAUGUACUCUUGUAUUGGCCACUGCACUUUAUUUUGUUUACUGCAUGAAAUACAUAACGGUAUUUAGUAUGUACUUAAAGGUAACUUUUUAUUAGCAUUCCCCAUGUUUUUAAGUAUUCAGUUAUAGUAGCCUCAAAUACAUUGUGGUAACAUUACGUGCACACGUAAAUGAAAAGCAAAGCAUGAAUAAAGAGGGGAGAAACUUGC